This is a messenger RNA of Protopolystoma xenopodis, 558 nucleotides long. NCBI's taxonomy places the organism in Eukaryota, Metazoa, Platyhelminthes, Monogenea, Polystomatidea, Polystomatidae. The record is from the annotation of a GenBank genome assembly.
AUGCAUUCUUUCACUUUGAUUGUUGUAGGCUUGAGUGUGAACUCUGCUGACAUGCUAUCCGCCGACAUGUCGGUUAGUGCCCUAUUUAUUCAUGAGCUUUAUCAACGUCGUCGUAAUAGACAAUUCAUGCAGCAAAGCCGACAAUUCGGUUAUCGGCCUGUCUGCUCAGACACCGCACCUCUAGGGGCCUCUCAAAUAGCCUCACGGCGUUGGUGCUUUGGGAAUUCUGGGACCGCUGUUGGACCGACCAUCGACUCUGGCCAAUCGAAUGGGCCCGGAGUGUCAUUUUCUCAUACUGUGGCCGGAAUCUAUAGUCAGGCAAGCCGAACUUUCGAGCCUGGUAUCGGCUAUCUGCCGGCCUACCAAACUCAACCGACUUGCUUUCCUUCUCUUUCUGGCCAACCGCCUCCACUUCCUGGUGUGUACAGGACACAAGCUCCUGGUGUCGAUUCCCUGGGCCUUGGCGACAUCCAGGGCAUAGUGUGCGAGGAUCAAGGCGUCAUAAGAAACACCAAACUAGAAGCGACUUCGCUUGGUAAAUUGUUGAUACUAACUUAA